AUGACUCAUGGCCUUAUCUCGGAGGAGAAAUCAAUCUUCUUACCAGAUAGAAGUAUUAUGGACAUGCCAUUCAUCCUCAACGAGGUUGUUCCGUGGUUAAAGAGAGCUAAGAAGACUGGUAUGGUGUUUAAAGUGGACAUAGAGAAAGCAUAUCAUACAUUGAACUGGGAAUUUUUAAAUUCUAUAAUGGCUGAGAUGAAAUUUCCACUCAAAUGGAGAAGUUGGAUCAUGGUCACCGUGUCUACCGCUCGUGCUUCUCUCCUUGUGAAUGGUUCACAAACACAAGAUUUCUCGUGCUUCAUGGGGCUACGACAGGCUGACCCAUUAUCCUCGAUCCUUUUUUAUCGCGACAAAGGCAUUGUUUAG
Molecule: messenger RNA, 366 nt
Organism: Helianthus annuus (common sunflower)
Lineage: Eukaryota; Viridiplantae; Streptophyta; Magnoliopsida; Asterales; Asteraceae
Exons: 1
Coding region: 1-366 (121 amino acids)
Source: RefSeq, a predicted model, not a curated record